AUGCAUCGUCAAGUGGUUCAGGCCCUCUUGUUUUCUUCUCUUGCCAGCCAUGGCUUGGCUGCUGGAAACUCAUAUGACUUGAAACUUCACCUACCCAACGAGAAGCCGGCUUGGGCAGAGAAGCUCUCCCCUCACCUCGCCGGCUUCAGCAUUGAGAUGGACCGUUGGCCCGACUGGGCCGGCCAGAGAGUUGGAAAGCCAAACGAGUACUUCAACCAACUUCUGCGCAACCUGGGCGAGAGAACAGGCCACAUGCCAUUUCUACGUGUGGGUGCCAACUCUGAAGACCGUUCAACCGUCGACCUGGGGAUCGAGAUCAUGAACUCGACCUUCCCGGAGCCCACUAAGAAAGUCCCCAACCCAGAGGCGGACCACAACUACAUCGGGCGUGACUUUUAUGCCCUGUCAGGCAACCUGCCCGCUGGGACUCCCUUCAUGUGGGGGAUCAACCUCAAGUAUCUCAACAAGACCGAAACGGUGGCUCAGGCUCGUCUGCUGGCUGAGACGUUUCAAGGCGAGCGUGCACGUCUCACAAAGCAUGUGAAGCUUGUCAACGUCGAGAUUGGCAAUGAGCCUGAUUUUUACGGCACAUCUCGAUUCAACCCCAAUGGCACCUAUGGCCCCGAAUGGGACGUCUUCAACUACACCACCACUUGGCUAGAGUUCGCCAGAGCCAUCAGCAAGGAGAUUGACUUUGGCUGUGGAGGCUCUGGCAAGCCGACUCUGUCGCCUGGUGCCUUCACCACCUUCGUGGCCCCCGAAUGGACUCCAGCCGGCCCGCUUGACGCUGGCUUGCUCGACGAUGCUGGACUCAAGUGCAAGAUCUCGCAGUUUUCGGAGCACUCAUACUCUGGAGUGUUUAAUCCCGAUCUCGUCGUCCGACCUGGAGAGUUGAUGGAUAAAAUUAGUGUCCGCGCCAAUUUCACCACCAGAACCAGUCAGCGAUCUGCUGUUCGGGCCUCAGGCUUAAAGUAUCUGCUAGCUGAGACAAACUCGUAUGCCAACCAUGGUCAGCCAGGGCUGAGCAAUACGGUAGAGAGCGCCCUCUGGGCCGCCGACUGGAUGCUUCUUGCAGCUUCAUCAGGAGUCGAGCGAGUGCACUUUCACCAGGGCAAGGGCUUCCGUUACAACGCCAUUCAACCGACCAACGACUCGGAGGACGGGCUGAACAUCACCCACCCACACAUUCUGCCCUCUUACCACGCGCUGCUGAUCGUUAAUGAGGCCAUUGGGAAAUCUGGACAUUCUUACGUCGCCGAGAUCCCGACGUCAAACAUAACCCUUACCGCGUAUGGCAUCUGGGAGAAACAGCAGCUCGCUCGUGUUGUGGUGCUCAACACCCAGGUCUAUCUUGGCGAGGGAGAGAGGCCGAGCAUCAACGUGAACCUCGCCGGUCUUGACACAGAUACUCCCGCCACGCUGAAGCUCCUGCGGUCGGAGAAGACGACAGCUCAUACAGGACUUACGUGGGCUGGGCAGAGCUUCGAGACCCUCUCUGGUAGGCCGGAAGGGGAUGUGAAGGAUGAAAAGGUCACUGGCGGGCGAUUUAAUCUCCCAGCAUCUUCCAUCGCACUGCUUACCUUUGGAAAGAAGUAG
Fusarium keratoplasticum is the source of this 1596-nucleotide messenger RNA. Its product is annotated as Glyco-hydro-79C domain-containing protein. Bases 1 to 1596 code for a protein of 531 amino acids. Lineage: Eukaryota; Fungi; Ascomycota; Sordariomycetes; Hypocreales; Nectriaceae. The transcript is spliced from 4 exons. The record is from RefSeq and is a predicted model, not a curated record.